AUGAUCAAGGCUAUUAUGGUUUUUAACAAUCAUGGCAAGCCACGGCUGCUUAGGUUCUACCAAUACUACACUGAACAAGCUCAACAGCAGAUAGUACGCGAGACGUUUCAGCUUUUAUCGAAAAGGGACGAUAACGUGUGCAACUUUCUGGAAGGAGGCAGUCUGAUUGGCGACUUCGACUACAAACUCAUCUACCGGCAUUAUGCGACGCUUUACUUCGUGUUCUGCGUAGAUUCUUCUGAAAGCGAGACAAUGCUAAUGAGCGACUUGACUUGGUGUUUUUGCACAUUCAAAUCCGGCUCAUGGAGCUUACAAGAAUGA
Soboliphyme baturini is the source of this 321-nucleotide messenger RNA. Lineage: Eukaryota; Metazoa; Nematoda; Enoplea; Dioctophymatida; Soboliphymatidae. The record is from the annotation of a GenBank genome assembly.